This is a messenger RNA of Drosophila arizonae, 1625 nucleotides long. RefSeq lists its product as uncharacterized. Gene Ontology annotation, biological process: regulation of neuron differentiation; positive regulation of transcription by RNA polymerase II. Gene Ontology annotation, cellular component: nucleus. The record is from RefSeq and is a predicted model, not a curated record. Gene Ontology annotation, molecular function: DNA-binding transcription factor activity, RNA polymerase II-specific; RNA polymerase II transcription regulatory region sequence-specific DNA binding. NCBI's taxonomy places the organism in Eukaryota, Metazoa, Arthropoda, Insecta, Diptera, Drosophilidae.
AACAACAGCAACGAGCCAGUGGAGUCAAGUGCCACGCCCACGUCCACGGCCAGCUGCGAUGAGCCGCCGCCGCCGCCAACUCUGGCCACACAAAUCACAUCAAUCGACGGAUUCUUCAAUCGCAAGCGCGGCAGACCGCCCAAAAAUCGAUUUGUGGAAGUCUAUAAGAGCGCUCAGCAGUCACCUCAGGCCAUCUUCACCAGUUUCAAGUUGGAAAAAAAUGAUCCAUCCUCUGGCUGCGGCCUGGCAAGUUCCUCAGAUGCAGCCGAAGAGCGUCCCAUUGCCUUGAGACUUGGGGCUGGGGCUGGGGCUGGCGCUGGCGCUGGGGAAUCGACUGCAACAGAUCUCACACCUAGUCGUAGCAGAAAGAGAGCCCGCGUUUGGACUGUGGAUCUACACAGAAGUCCCGCAAAUGUGCGCAGUGCCAGUCCUUCUACAGAAAGAACAUCGACGAGGGAAUUACCUGAUAGGGAUAGAUCGCCAGUUCCGCUGAUGUUCACGCAGCCAGCUGCAGUCGGCAAGCCCGUGGAGCGAGUUUCUGUGGUUCGUGCAGCGGGCACUUUCUAUCCAGAGAACGCCAGCUCGGCUCAAGCUGCGGAGUUGACGGACAACUCCGGCAGAUACGGCUCGCUGCCCAGCGCAGAUUGCAGUGCGGAUCAGCCGGAGGAUCUGAGCAUGCGCACCGGCGCAGCGGUCUCAGCGAGUGGGCGUGGCGAGCCGGAGACGAAGCUGCUGCAGUUCAAGCAGCUGCUCGACCUGUACCAGCGGCAGGUGCUGCUGCCCAGUUUCCUGGCUGCGGCCAGCCAACCCGCUGCGCUGGACAUGCGCCUGCUGCUGGAGAAUGCGGCGCAGCAGAAGAUGCUGCUGAUCAAUGCGGCGGCAGCGGGCACGGUGCCAGCAGCUGCAGCUGCAGCGGCCCCAACGGCCGCUCGCGCUGCUGGCAAGCGCGCCAGGGAUCAGGACAUACCCACGGGCUAUCUCAAGUUCCGCUUCAACGAGGACUGCGGCUUCGAGCGCUGCGGCUACCGCAAUCACCAGUCGCAUUUCCACUGCAAUCGGCGCGACUGCCACUACAGCUUCUGCGACAAGACGCGCUUCGUGCAGCACACGGCGCGGCACGAGCGGAUGGACAGCCUCAUGGGCGAGGACUUUCGCCAGUAUCGCGCGAACAUGCGCUGCGGCGUGCCAGACUGCUGCUAUGCCACGCAGGCGACGGCAGCAGGUGCGGCAGACGACAGCCUGGCGUUGGGCGCGCCCAAGAAGUCCUCGCACUUCCACUGCCGUAAGUGCGACUACGUCUGCACCGACUCCAACAAGGUGGUGGCCCAUCGGCGGCUGCACCUGCGACUGGAGUACGUGCGCUCGGCCGGCUUCCGGAAGAUCGCCAGCAACGAGCCCUGCGACUCACCUGGCUGCACCUAUGCGCAGCGGCACACGCACUACCACUGCACCACCUGCGAUUGCAGCGUCCUCUCGCGCGCUCAGCUCGCCUCGCACCGCCACCGGACACUGGGCCAGGCCGCCAAGCAGUUGGCGGAGGGAGCAGCUCCCUCCAGCUCCCCACUGGACGUCGAGGCGUAUCCCUAGGCCAGGGGCUCUGCAAAAGCUACAGAAGCCAUACAAAU